UUGAACGGACCAAUAGCAGCAGGGGGCUGGGCUUGUGGAGACUUUCCGAGUUUGUGAGAGAGUUGAAAGAAAGAAGAAAGAGACGUUGCUGAAGCUAGCUCGCAGGCUAGCUGAAUGUCCUACCGUGUCGCAGAUGUGUCGGAAGCAACGGGAAAGGACGGAAUGUGGGGGGUUGGAUAUAUAAAGCUGGGAAUGGGGUUGUUUGUAAGUAACGCGGUUAUUGGACCGAUUGGUUCGGUGACAGUGGAGGCAGCGCUGACCGAGAGCCGGCUGCCUUGUGUAGGAGUGAACAACCAGAGCUAUUUCUGUGAUUCGGGCCACUGCUGUGGAGAAUCUCAGUGUUGCAGCUAUUACUACGAGGUGUGGUGGUUUUGGUUGGUUCUGACUCUCAUCAUCAUUCUGGGCUGCUGCUGUGUGUGUCACCACCGUCGAGCCAAACACAGACUGCAACAACAGCAGCGGCAGCAUGAGAUCAACCUCAUCGCUUACAGAGAAGCCCAUAAUUACACAUCUCUACCCUUUUAUUUCAGGUUCCUGCCUGGCUACCUCUUACCCGCAUAUGAGGAAGUCGAGAACAGACCUCCGACGCCCCCGCCUCCGUACAGUGCCUCUCAGCCGGGCCAGUCCACCAGCACUGACCCCCUGUGCUCUGAACAACCAGAUGAGCUCUGCCCUCCACUGGAGUCCAGCCCCGUCAUCCCAUCUGCAUCUGACAACUGUUCCCCGCGACCCUGCGUAGAGCAGUCAUGUACUCUCACUGUACACCGCCCUGUCAGAAACACCCACAAACCACAGUACCUCAGCCGAGAAGAGGACGGGCAGCCCGAGCAGGUGGCGUGCGCUACCUCACACAGCCCGGUCAAACAGGGCAGCUUCGGCGAGGAUCUGACUGAACCCGUAGAAGACUGUUCUCCCGAAAGCAAAGAAAAGACUCCAGGACGCCACCGGCGCUUCACAGGUGACUCUGGGAUUGAGGUAUGCGUUUGCAACCAGGGGCCCGGGAAUGGAGAGGAAGAGGAGGAGAUGAAAGAGCUUGUGGGGCACAUGGAUGGAGGGGUGCUCGAGCAGCAGGACUUCUGUGAUAGCUGCAACCCCCGCAGCAGCAGCCACCCUCCUCGUGGUCCGGGGGAUGAGGAACAGGGCCUGGCUGCCUCAGAUGUGCCUCUAGAGCAAAGAGAGCAUCAACGACCUCCAGUCUGCCUCCAUCUGCACACCAUCAACGAACAGGACGGUCCACAUCACGCCAAUAACACGGACCCCCAGAGUUGAGCACAACUGGUUCCAGCAGAGACUUACUUUAGACUGCUGUCUCCCUUUACUUUCUCAAGAUACAUCAGUUUGUACUGUCAGCAAUGUCACUUUGGGUGUGUGUGUGAGAGUGAGAGAGCGUUUUAAAAGGGCGUUAAUGUGUGAGUCCUUACGGUUUUUAUGGAUUAAUAGGGUAAUCUAGUAAAGACGUUAAUAGGUCUGUUGCCUCACAGGGAGGUCAUAAUCAAAGCCACAGGGGAAAUUCUUCCCAGUUUAUAGCCUUAUCGAGCUCUGAGUGACAUGCCUGUAGGCUUUUUGUUGGUUUUUGAGGGCUGAUUGCCUCCACCUGAGAUGAAGAUGGCACUCAAGGUUGGGGGAUACUGAUUUGUGCUGGCUUUUGUUCCUGAAUUCUUACCUUUUAAUAACAUUUUAAAAUACUUAAAGGGACAGUUCACCCAAAAAUGAAAGAUCUGUCAUUAUUUAGUCACCCUCAUGGCAUUCCAAACGCACAAGACUUUGGUUUAUCUUUAAAACACAAAGAUAUUUUUAAUAAAACCCGAGAGAUCCAUUUAAAAAAAUUUAUUCCACUAAAAG
Sinocyclocheilus grahami is the source of this 1842-nucleotide messenger RNA. It is a transcript of the gene wbp1la, whose product is annotated as WW domain binding protein 1-like a. The record is from RefSeq and is a predicted model, not a curated record. NCBI's taxonomy places the organism in Eukaryota, Metazoa, Chordata, Actinopteri, Cypriniformes, Cyprinidae. The transcript has 4 exons. The coding region runs from base 115 to 1269 and encodes 384 amino acids.